Chrysemys picta bellii (western painted turtle) is the source of this 936-nucleotide messenger RNA. RefSeq names its product olfactory receptor 51G2-like. Gene Ontology annotation, cellular component: plasma membrane. Gene Ontology annotation, molecular function: G protein-coupled receptor activity; olfactory receptor activity. Gene Ontology annotation, biological process: G protein-coupled receptor signaling pathway. The record is from RefSeq and is a predicted model, not a curated record. Lineage: Eukaryota; Metazoa; Chordata; Testudines; Emydidae.
AUGUCAGCUGUCAAUGACACCAAAUUCAACUCUGCAGUGUUCCUUCUCACCGGGAUACCUGGGCAGGAAGACAUUUAUCUCUGGAUCUCUAUCCCCUUCUGCUUAAUAUAUGUUAUUUCGAUAGUAGGCAAUUCAGUCAUUCUGUUCAUUAUAAAAACAGAUCCAAGCCUCCAUGAGCCCAUGUACAUUUUCCUUUCCAUGCUGGCCGUCACAGACCUUGGCUUAUCGAUAUCCACCAUACCGACGAUACUGGGCAUAUACUUGUUUAAAUUUAGGAGAAUCAGCCUCAAUGCCUGUUUUGCCCAGCUGUUCUUCAUCCACUCACUUUCAAAAAUUGAAUCCUCCGUGCUGUUGUUGAUGGCCUUUGACCGCUUCGUUGCAAUCUGUAACCCACUGAGAUAUGCUUCCAUCUUAACACCACCGAGAAUAGCUAAGAUGGGACUGGUGGUUGUGCUAAGAUCAGUGGCCCUAAUAUUCCCACUCCCCUUUCUCCUGAAACAGUUCAGAUACUGUCGAGCCAAUGUCCUUUCUCAUUCCUACUGUCUGUACUCAGAGGUCAUGAAGGCGGCUUGUUCGGACUUCACAGUCAACAGCAUCUAUGGCUUGUGUGUUAAACUCUUAACAGUGGGGUUGGACUCGUUCCUCAUCUUCCUCUCUUAUGUGAUGAUCCUCAAAACAGUGCUGAGCAUCGCAUCCCACGAGGAGUGCCUCAGGGCCCUGAACACCUGCGUCUCCCACCUCUGCGCCGUCCUGCUCUUCUACAUAUCAGACAUCGGCCUGGCUGUGACACACAGAUUCGGGAACAGCUCUUCUCACUUGUUUCAGAUUCUCCUCGGCUAUGUCUACUUGCUGGUCCCACCUAUGAUAAAUCCAAUUGUGUACAGUGUGAAAAGCAAACAUCUUCGUGUGAGGAUAAUCAGGGCAUUCGUCAAGUGA